UUCCAAGCUGUAUAUUCUAUAUUUUUAACAAUACUAUUUUGGAAAAUGUUUAACAGUUGGGUAUAGCUAGCAGUUGGCAAUACUGAGAAAAACAAAUCAAAUCAACGAAAUCUACCUUGGUUGGUGUUGUUCUGAACUUCUGACUGAUUGAACGAUCACAAAUUUUGAUUCACAUUGUUGCAUUACAAUCCCUCGAUUUAAUUAGAAAACGAUAAUGUCUAAACGCUCGGCAUCAGAAGCUUUCGAAGUCGAAGAGAGAAAAGUUGUAAAGGAAGGCAAGAAACAUUCUUUAGAUUCUGAUGAAGAAGACAGCGGAGCUGAAGAAGAAAAGAGAAACGUUCUUAAUAUCGAUGAUAUUGAAGGUGAAGAGGAGGGUCAAGGAGGUAUUGAAGGUGAAAUUACAAUUACUCCCUUUAAUAUGAAAGAGGAACUUGAAGAAGGUCAUUUUGACACUCAAGGUCAUUAUCAUUGGAAAAAGGAAAAGGAAAUAAGAGAUGGAUGGCUUGAUAAUAUUGACUGGGUGAAAGUAAAGGGUCGUCCUGAAGAUAAAUACAAAGUGCAUAAAGACAAUGAAAAUAGAGGCCUGGGUGAUGAGUCCAGCAGUGAAGAUGAUGAGCCAGAAGAAAAAUUUGAGCUGAUUGCCAACUACAAAGAAAUAAUACAGCACAUGAAUCCUAGAGAGACAAUAGCUAAGGCAUUGCAGAGGCUUGGAGCCAAUUCAAAAAUAUCGAGUGCUGAAAGAUGGAAGAGGAAAAAGGCAGGUAUUGUUGAUGAAGAAAGCAAAACUGUGACCAGAAUUACAGAACUUGCAAACCAGAUUUUAACAAAAAUGGGCAACAUGGACAUUUACCAAGAAACUUAUGAAAAAAUUAAUAAGAUCAUAUCUAAAGAUAAAAACAAAAAUGAUGAUGCUGAUUUGGAUAUGUAUGCAGAUGACUUUGAUCAAAAAGAAAAACAUAAUUUGUCUAAAGAUCAUAAUGAUGAUCAGAAAAAUAAAGAAGAUGAUGAAGUGAAUGAAGAUGAACCUAAAAUGAUUAAAUGGGAAUUUAAAUGGAAUCAGAAUGAUUCUGAUGUCUCAGGUCCCCACUCUACAGAACAGAUGCAAAAAUGGUCAGAAGAUGGCUAUUUCAAAACAGGUGUCUGGGUGAGAAAACAUGGAGAAGAUAGCCAGUUCUAUAAUUCAAAUAGAAUGGAUUUUGAGCUAUAUAUGUAAGUCUAUGUGUAAUGCACAUUAUGUAGUUAUUAUUUAAUGAAAUAAAAAACAAUUUUACACAUAUUUUUUAAUACUUUUACCUAAUAUUUUGUGUGCGAUUUUGUAAAUACUAGUAUCAGUCAUUAUUUUUGCUAAUUGACUUAUUAAUACUAUAAAUAAAGUUACAACUUGAACAAUAACAAAUUGUGAAAUAGAUGUUCCAAUAUCCAACCAACUUCCAGUAUUUUGUACGUUGUACAGUAAUUGUAUGCCCAUUAUAUUGGAGUAUAUUAACACUAUGAUUACCAAAUACCCAGUAGGUGCCUGAAAAAAAGCAGAAAUUAAAACACUCUUUGACAUUUUUGUUUCUUGGACUAACCAAAGAUAUUACUAUUUCAUGGAUUUAGUCUGUGUUUUCAUGCCUUUUGAUACGUCACAGGCAAACUAGAUAAGUAAUAUCUCUUCUUCUAUGGUGUAAAUUGUAAAUUUUGUUUAAAACAUAGUAAUCAUAUAUUUUUGUUGCUGUACUAGUACAACAAUAUAAAAAUUACCUUUGUAAGAUGUUGAAUGCCUCUAAAACUGCACGCUACUGCCAUAAAAGGGGCCAAGGUCUUCAACAUUAUUAAUCCAGUAAUAAUGAACGGCUUGAAAGAUGUUAUGAAACAUGUAACCCAUCGGACUUCAAAGGAAUUCAAUGAUGCUAUGUUUCCUGUUCCAAAAAAUGCUAAAAUAAUGUAAACAAU
Messenger RNA from Plodia interpunctella (Indianmeal moth), 1935 nucleotides. It is a transcript of the gene holn1, whose product is annotated as hole-in-one. The coding region runs from base 215 to 1213 and encodes 332 amino acids. Gene Ontology annotation, molecular function: protein binding. Gene Ontology annotation, cellular component: U5 snRNP. The transcript is spliced from 3 exons. NCBI's taxonomy places the organism in Eukaryota, Metazoa, Arthropoda, Insecta, Lepidoptera, Pyralidae. The record is from RefSeq and is a predicted model, not a curated record.